AUGUGGCAUCAAAUUCAAUCUUUUCAAAUCCGAAUGGAGUUGGUUAUCUUGGCAAUAGCAAUAUGCGACACCGCCAGGAUUGUGAUUACCCCAACAUUGAUGGAGGACAAAGUCAAACGCGUUUAUGUCCCAACAAGCGAUGUGGCCAACGACAGCGUGUUGUUGAAAAAGUUUUACAAUAAAAAAAUGGUGGAAUGGGAUCAAAAUUACAGUUACGUCAACAUGCCACUAGCCGUGAUGGCUACCAUUUUCUUCGGUGAGCUCAAACAUUCGUUGCACGUACACCCGGUUUAAGGCUCAUUCAGCGACAAACACGGGCGUAAAGUCCCAAUGAUUGCGGGGCUUCUGGGGAUGUUCGUCGGGAAUAUGAUCUACAUUUUUGUUUGGUGGGACAACACCGAUUGGCCAUUGGCGUGGCUCUUUCUCGCUGCGGUUUCGAAUGGGAUUACCGGAGGUUUUCGGAUGGUUACGUCCUCCGUAAACGCAUAUCUAUCAGAUCAAUUCGAAGUGAAGAGGGUGGUAAGUUCAUUGGCAAAGUUUUCGUUUCUGAAAAUCCUCGCCGUUUGCAUAGCUUUUUCAGCUAUCAAUCCGAAUGAUCAUCACCUACACUAUUCUCAAUGUCGGCGAUCUUAUUGGCUCUCAACUGACCAAACUUUUAUCCCAUCAGUUCCACGAAACCACGGCGGCCUUCGUAAUGCAAGCCAUCAACCUCAUAGUUCUUUCCUACGUCAUUUUCUUCGUUCCGAAUAUCAAAGACCAACCAAGGGAUUACCGCUUUGCAAGGAUCGCAAAAGACGGCUUACUUUCGAUGUGGGCAUCGGUAAAGGUGGUAAUCAGACAACGUGAAAACUACAACCGAACGUUGUUGUGGCUAACAUUCACUUGCGUACUCUUGAAUCGGACGGCCUUCAAUGAGGAGAAGGAUCUUAUUGGAACGUACACUAAACUGGAUCCGUUUCACUGGACAACCGAUGAUUUUGCCGAAUAUAAAUCAUACCGGCCUUUCACACGUAAGUUUUAGCAAGAGAACCACUCUAAAAAUAUGGAAGGUGAUCUACAAACUUUGUUUUUCAAUCCAGUCAGAAGCGGCAAAUUCAGUCCGGAGUUAACUUUGCACUGAAUUUUUGUCUGAACUGAAAAAUUUAAAAAUCACCUCCCAUAUUUUCAUUAUACUGAUACCGUCGAAGCGUGGACAGUGCGUGACAGAGAUGGAGCGGUCAAAAGCGCCUCCGAAAGCAUCCAAAAAGCCUUCUGAAUACCUCUAAAUACCUCUCCUCCAACAGUACAGUGGGGGACCUGAUCCAGUUGCAAAAAACGUACCAUUUUGCAUCCGGCAAGGAUCAAAAAUGUGGCAAAAUGCUUCCCUCUCCAAGUGAAAAAACUUCGUUUUGAACGGCGCGCCCUUUCCCUCACAAAAAGAGCGGGCGCGCUUUUGAAAUCGGAGUUUUUUCACUUGGAGAGGGAAGGAUUUUGCCACAUUUUUUGAUAUUUCCCGGAUGCAAAAUGAUACAUUUUUACCACUGGAUCAGGUCCUCACUGUAGCGCUCUUUUGAAGACAGAAAGCGACAUUAGGCGCUCUCGUCAAAAGAACGGUAUUUUUGGGGCCACAGAAAGAAGUAUUUGGCGGGUUUCGGAAUGCUUUAUUGAUGCAAUGGAAAACGACUUUGAGCUCGUCGAUUUAUCACAUCGUAUUUUCAUAGCAAAAACAGUCGAUUUAAGAAAUCAUUGGUCUGCUCUUUGGCUUAUUUAUCCUCAAAAAACUGCUAAAACUCAAGGAUACAACGAUCGUAAUUAUUGCAACCGUUUCCAUGGGGAUUGAUUCGUUAUUAAUUGGACUAGCCACAAGUUCUUUACUGAUCUACAUCAGCAUGGCGGUCGGUUUUAUGCAUGCUCUUACCAACCCGCUGAUCUUCACUUUGUACAGCUGUUUAGUUGAUGGACAAGAGGUAAGAACGUGAAGAUUGAAUUGACGAAGCUAUCUUUUUAUAGACAGGAAGAGUAUUCGCUUUGGACUCUAUACUUCAGCAAGUUGCCUCUUUCCUCAAAACCGCGGUUUUGCAGACAAUUUACACCCACACUUUGAACUGGUAUCAGGUGAGGGUAAUUUCAGCGUGUACUCGAGCGCUCAAAAGUCCUGACAAUUUUCGCACCGUGCGAAAGUUCGGGUUUUAGACGUCGCGCCCGCAAAUUCGGGUUUGACGCAAGCAAACGUGCACGUCGCACGUCAAACUGAGGAGUCCGGUGACCGGAAUAGACUCUUCGCUAUCGGUUUUUUACAUUUCGUCUUGAUUUCCAGAGAAAGAGAGAAAAAAAGACACGUAAAAACGUACUCUCUCGCCCCAAAAAUUCCCCAUUUCUCCCCCGACAAAACGUUUUUUCGCGUCUUUUUUUGGCAAAUUGCCAAUCUAUUCACCGGACUGUUUUAGCUUAUCUCAGUUUGACGUGCGUCGCUAGUGCAAAAACGGGAAAUUACGGCGACAAAUGCGAAAAAUCCAGCGUGCGGAUGGAAUUGAAAGAAGAAUGCACGGUGCGAAAAUUCUCGGGACUUUUGAGCGCGGGGUAAGAAAGUUCGCGUCCCCACUUUUCGGGUCGACGACAGUUCGAGUCAACAUAAAAACCGAUCGACACGCUGCGUAGGGCAUGUGGAUGCAUAAAAAGGGGUUGUAGAAAGUGGCUACGAGGCCUGGCAAAGCCGUUGUACGGUCGGCGGACGCUCCGCAAAGGCUUGACGAAGGCUCUGCUCACUUUUUCUAAUAUUAGCUAUUUAUCACUAACGUUAGUUCUCUUUACCCUGAGUUAUUGUAACAUGUAAAAGACCAAAAUUUGCGGCAAAAAACGAAGAUCCGUAACUUUUAUCCAGAUAUUACCGAAGUGAGUAUUAUGUAAAAUACCUCAAUAGGUAAUAUGCCAUUCUAGGACCCGAUCAAUCUUAUUAUUUCCACUAACUCAGCCUCCUCCUUCCCUCCCCCAUGCAUACGACGACGAACCGAGGCGGUCCAUAGUAUCGUUGACCCGACUGUCGCUGACCCGAAAAGUCGCAGCGCCAAAAAGUUUAUCUUGGUCCCCUCAACCAUUUUACCCUUCAGGGAUUCAUCUGGAUAAUCCUCUCAGUUAUGGCCAUAAUAUCCGCAAUUAUUAUGACCGGUAUCCACGUUGUUCUUCACAAGUCAAACCCAGAUAUUGCCAUCUAA
Bursaphelenchus xylophilus (pine wood nematode) is the source of this 3191-nucleotide messenger RNA. The record is from the annotation of a GenBank genome assembly. Lineage: Eukaryota; Metazoa; Nematoda; Chromadorea; Rhabditida; Aphelenchoididae.